AACUCGUCCGCCACACCACCAGCUAAAAGAACACGUACGAACGUAGGCACGGACGUUCCGGACAUGGCGCCGCGUAGCAUCAGCAGCCCGUUGCUGCUUCUCUCCGCCGUGCUCCUCUCCUGCUGCUGCGGCCUCUCCGGCGCGGCGCGGCCGGCCCCUUCGGCCGCCGCCGUCGGCAACGUCAGCUUCAUCAGGUCGUGGUGCGCGGGGACGGAGUACCCGACGCUGUGCGACGCGACGCUCUUCCCGCACGCGGCCGCUGUGGGAACAAGCCCAGCGCGGCUGGCGUGGGCCGCGCUGAACGUGACCCUCGACGGCGCGCGGAACGCGAAGGCGGCCAUGAAGGAGAUGGCCGCGGGAGGCCAGCUGACGCCCGUGGCGGCGGAGGCGGCGGGGGACUGCGUCAGCAUGCUAGGGGACGCCGUGGGCAUGCUGCGGCAGUCGGUGGAAACCAUGGAGGAGCAGGCGGAGGAGGAGGGCCAGGCGACGCAGCAGGCGAGCAGGACGGCGAGGUUCCGCGUCGACAGCGUCCGGACGUGGGCCAGCGCGGCGCUCACCGACGACGGCAUGUGCAUGGAAGGCUUCAAGGGCGAGGCGGCCGGCGUGAGGGAGGCCGUGCGUUCCCACGUCAUCGGCCUCGCGCACCUCACCGCCAACGCGCUCGGCAUCGUCAACGCCAUGGCCGCCCAGACGCCGCCGUAGCCGCCAUGACACAUUCCAUAUAGACGGAGGUGUUAUACGUACCGUACGUACCUAUACGCCAUGCCUUGUGUACAAAUCAGAUAUACAGUACUAUUGAAGUGUUCCUGUUAGGCGCAAAAUAUACUGUGCGCAUGUGUCAGCGUCGUUUUGUA
Messenger RNA from Lolium perenne, 854 nucleotides. RefSeq names its product pectinesterase inhibitor 10-like. Gene Ontology annotation, biological process: negative regulation of catalytic activity. The record is from RefSeq and is a predicted model, not a curated record. NCBI's taxonomy places the organism in Eukaryota, Viridiplantae, Streptophyta, Magnoliopsida, Poales, Poaceae. Gene Ontology annotation, molecular function: enzyme inhibitor activity.